Messenger RNA from Vollenhovia emeryi, 3165 nucleotides. Its product is annotated as angio-associated migratory cell protein-like. Gene Ontology annotation, molecular function: protein binding. Lineage: Eukaryota; Metazoa; Arthropoda; Insecta; Hymenoptera; Formicidae. The record is from RefSeq and is a predicted model, not a curated record. The transcript is spliced from 8 exons. Bases 1432 to 2634 code for a protein of 400 amino acids.
GAUUGGUUAAAAACACAUUAAGAGUAUAUUUAUGAUCUUAAAUAUAAGAACGGACUAUGAAUACCGGUUUUAAAUCCCGUUUCAUUCGAUUUCAAAUUUAAUUUCAGUGGGUGGAUCGAUGAAGGCGUUACAGUUCCGCGGGGACUUCCGGGAUUAUACGAAAUUUUCGCAUAUCGCGGACAUGCGACUAUACAGUGAACAUCUUUUUGUCUUCAUUGCACAGAUAAUGAAGAUAGAGCGACGCAUCUACGGUGUACACCAUAGGCUUGUUUCCUGUUGCUACACUGGUGAACUAUUGCAAUAAGUUAGAAUAAAACCAGUAUAUUUUUUCCAGUGAACUAUACAUGUAUUCACUGAUUUUCUCUCAUUAUAGCUUACUGCACUAGUUCACCAGUGCAGGAAGACACCAAAUUUUCUGCACUCAGGCUGUGGUCCAAUUGACUUAUUCUCUUUUAUCUCCCUUGAUCCGGUAACUGGACCGAGGCAGCUAUGACUAACCAAUAGUCUGUAUGUCCAGUUGUCCAGGUCCAGUUGAGUUGAAUGCUUCGAAGCGUUUUCUCCCCCUUCUUUCUUUAUUACAAGGUAAGAAAAGAAUAACGUAUAGUAUACGUGAAGACAGCACGGAGAAGAGUUUUCCACAGUCAUUCUGCGACUUCCACGGACGAAUUUUUAUCUAAUCGGCCCGAGCAGGAAUGUUUUCUCACUGGACGGAGUAUACAAAUCAAGAUACAAAUCCCUAGUAGCACAGUGCCGAUCGGCCGAUCCCAGCGAGAAAUGACUCGUCGAUUGAUGUCGAAACGAUGCCGAAUCGAUAUCGACAUCGACAUCUUCAAAUUGAUGCUGAUUCGACAUCGUCUCAACGAAUCAUUUCUCACUGGGCUAUUGUCCAAUGUAAAGCCAAUGUUGGCCAUGCAAUAAACUAUUGCACGAUAAUAAAGAUAUAACAUUAGAUUUAUAUCGGAAGUGCGUUGGCCGAUACUUAGCAAUUUAAUAAGAAUAUUGGUUUAAUUCAUACAAUAUUAAACUAAUAUUGCUAAAUAGACAUAUUAGCUAAAUAAGAGGAGGCGCCCAUCUUACAAUAUUGAAGCAAUAUUUGGAAUACUAGAUUUACAUUAUUUCCCAAUAUUGCGCUAUUAGGGAAUGCGUCGAAGCAUUUUUCUUCUCUGACCUUUAUUGAAAGGAAAAUACAAGUGGACCGCGCUCAAAAUGACAUUGAUAUAUGACUACGGUGGUGAAGGAAAAUAAAUAAACAGAAAAUGGAGUAGGGGGUAGUUUUGAAGAAAUGUUCCAACUCUUGGUUUUAGCAAGCAACAUCAAGGGCUACGUGGCACGAGUAUCGUGCGUCAGUAUCGUUUUUGGUUCCAACACAGGAGGGAACCUAGAUUUUAGAAUAUCGAAAAUUGCCUUUGCUCGAUCGUAGAUAUACGAAACAUGUGUCGCAAGCAGUCUUCAGACAAGGUGACUGUCUACUCGGAUAAUGAGCAGAUUGUGGACGAGAGCAGUUCGGACGACUCGCUUUCCAAUAACGAGCUCGUCCCUGAGGAAAGUGUGGUGGAUGAUGCUACGUGCGUCUUUCGCUACGAGUACGGUCUUGAAGUCAGAGUGGAUUCCGGCUCGUUAAGUAAGAAUGGUGAACUGGCGGUAACAAUAGACCUGAACGACCGGAUAUACGUCUGGAACACUGAUACGGGCGACAGUAUUUUCUAUAUCGAUAUGCCUUUUGCUACCAGAGUUGUUGGUUUUAACUACAACGAUGAGUAUGUCGCUGCAGGCACUGAGUAUGGCAAAAUACAAUUAUGGAAGAUAAGCGACAAGACCUGCGUCUGGGAAACUACUUUGGAGAAUGACAUUAUCUCGAUGAAGUGGCACCAUUCCGCUAAUAUUUUAAUAGUAACUGUCAAGACGUGGGAUGUUUAUAUGUUAAAACCACAAAAGAACGACAUUAAAGUUCUUGUACAGUAUACUGGAGAUCAAAUAUGGACCGGUACAAUUUUUCCAGAUGGGGAACGUAUGGCGAUAGGAUAUGAAAGUGGCAAGAUAGAAGUAAUAGACUUAGAGACGAGCGCCGUAUUGUCUACCACUCCUGCUGACCCGACAAGGUUGUGUGGACAUGCAAGUGGUGUCGUCGGUCUUGACUGUCACAUGGAUAAUAAUCUGAUAAUUUCUGUAUCACUGGAAAACCAGAUUAUAUUAAGCACAGCACAUGACGGCAAGGUAGUUUGUGUACUUCAGGAUGUGGGUAUGUCUAGUGGCGACCAAGUAGGGACUGUAGCUUUAUGUAAAGAUCCUACAUUCCCUGUAGCUGCAUCACUAAUGUUUGUAAACGGUCACGAAGGAGUAACAGGAAAAAUUUACAUAUGGGAUAUUUCUAAACAGACUCUUAUGCAUGAGAUAAACCAGGAUGAGGUUAUCUUGGACUUGGUUUGGACCAAGACAUCAAUAUUCUUCACAAUAGGGAUCAGUAUUAAAGUAAAAUGUUUUGAUGCUAGAACAGGCUGUUGCCUCCGGACGUUUUCAGGACAUAGAGCGGACACACUCGAUGCACAUCUAUGCGUAUCCAGUGACGGGAAGAAAGCUUUAACCAUUGCCACUGAUAAUACUGCCAGGAUCUUUGACAUCUCGUCUGUGUGUUGAUGUAACGCAAAAGUUAGAGAAUUACAAUACUAAAGAAUUAAUAUAUAAUAUAUAAUAAAAUAUAUAAUAAAGAAUUAAUAUAUAAUAUAUAAUAAACAUACAUACAUUUGCAAAAGUGAUUUAUAAAAUAUACAUAUACCUCUAUUUGAUAAAACUAUAGAAAAGAAGAACAUGUACAUAUAUUGUAAAUUUACAAUAUAUAUACAUAUUGUGCAUAGGAUGAUACACGUUAAGUUAAUCGCAAAUGGUUAAUGUAGAUCUAUUUAGCAAGCAUUGCCCGUAAAUGAUAUUCAAAUUUUACUUUAGCGAGUGGGUUUAUCGCGAGGGCGUUCAAGUUCCGCGUGAAUUCCGGGAUAAUAUGAAACUUCCGCAUAUCGCGGACCUGCGUCUAUACGUAGUUAACAUUUCUUUGUCUUUGUUGCAAAGAUAUAACAAGUUUCAAUUAAAUUGAAUGCUUCGAAGCGCUUUCUCCCCCUUCUUUCUUUAUGACAAGCUAAGGAAAGAAUUAAAACUCAAUCGGUGGAUUAUCAC